AUGUAUACCAUUGAUCUAAUUAGCAACAACACCUAUAAAAAGGACUUUAUUCUUGAUCCGUCAUGGCCGCUUGAAUGUACAGCCGCUUCUCCUUCUUCAACUACUCACUUUCUAAUAAUACCAAAACAUAACAAUAAUCUUUUCAAGCUCUACUCUUCUUGUAGAAAAUUAUUAGUGUUUUCCAAAUCAGAGAGUGCCGAAAGUACUGGAGUAACAGAGCAAGAUCUUCCUUCUUCGUUUUCUGGGUCAAUAUCUUCUACUCGGACACAGCUAGAUCUCUUGGAUCAACUCACAUCCACAACCCCUUCAACAGCUGACACCACUGGUUAUGAAAGUGAUGGGCGUUCCCGUAGACUUACAAUAAGGGAGCUUGUGAAAUUAGUAGGAGAAAGAGAUGAUGAUGAAAAUUUCAGCAUUCCAUUAGGUAAAAAUCUGAAGAAGGUUAGUCCAAAGUUCUUAACCAUUUCACAGAAAAGAAACAUUAGAAGACAAGCUUAUUUGAAUGAAGUUUCUCAAAGGAAUGAUUCAGUUUUCUUUGCAACUAUUGGAGCUUUCGUAAUUCUUCCACCUAUUGUCAUUUUAGGAAUUGCUAUCUUAACUGGUUAUGUGCAGCUUUUUCCAUGAUAUUUAUGUAUAUAUAUACUUAAUCAUGACCGUUGUAGAGAAAUUCUAUACUACUCCAACUUGAUGUUCUCAGUUUUUGCUUAGCUAAUAUACUUAAUAUCAUAGUUAGAAUA
Jatropha curcas is the source of this 737-nucleotide messenger RNA. NCBI's taxonomy places the organism in Eukaryota, Viridiplantae, Streptophyta, Magnoliopsida, Malpighiales, Euphorbiaceae. The record is from RefSeq and is a predicted model, not a curated record.